CGGGGAGUACGCUCCACCACAUAAAAGCCUCUUCUUCCUUGUUGGCUAAAGUCUUUCAGAAUUUUAUUUGUUUUGUUUUGUUUUAUUUUCUGUUUUGUUUUGUGAAGGAGAAGAAAGAAACCAUUUGUUGGUAGCUCUUGUUCUUCUUCGGCUGAGAGAGGCAAUGGCGGAGGAGCAAAAAACGACUAAAGUCGACGUAGAAUCUCCAGCGGUUGUAGCUCCGGUGAAGGAACCUACUCCUGUUCCGGUGGAAGCUUCUAAAGACGUGGCAGAGGAGAAGAUUCAUACUCCACCACCUCCUGACGAGUCCAAAGCUCUUGCCGUUGUCGAAAAACCCAUUGAGGAUCCCACACCAAAGAAAGGUUCGGCCGAUAGAGAUGUGAUACUUGCAGACUUGGAAAAGGAGAAGAAGUCAUCAUUCAUCAAAGCAUGGGAAGAGAGUGAGAAGUCAAAGGCUGAGAACAAGGCCCAAAAGAAGAUAUCUGAUGUGCUUGCUUGGGAGAACAGCAAGAAAGCAGCCACUGAAGCUCAACUAAGGAAGAUUGAAGAGAAACUAGAGAAGAAGAAAGCAGUGUACGGUGAGAAAAUGAAGAACAAAGUGGCAGCGAUUCACAAGCAAGCAGAAGAGAAGAGAGCAAUGGUUGAAGCUAAAAAGGGAGAAGAGCUUCUCAAAGCUGAAGAAACGGCUGCUAAGUACAGAGCCACUGGUGUAGUACCCAAGGCGACUUGUGGAUGUUUCUAAGUCUUUUUAUUAAAUCUGUUUCUCAGGUCAUUUGUUUGUGAUAAUUCCUCUCUACAUUUUUUUGUGUGGUUCGGUUACUUUUUAUAGUUGGUUUUUGUUUGUUUGCUGUCUUGUUUAUAUAUUGGUGAUUGUGUGUAAAAAACAAAACGUGUGAAAGAAAUAUGGAGUAUUUUCUGUAA
Molecule: messenger RNA, 921 nt
Organism: Brassica rapa (field mustard)
Lineage: Eukaryota; Viridiplantae; Streptophyta; Magnoliopsida; Brassicales; Brassicaceae
Product: remorin
Source: RefSeq, a predicted model, not a curated record